GGAGUUAAUCCAAACUUUGCAUCAGAAGCUCAAUAUCAACGUCCGCCAGGCGUACGGGAUGAGUGAAUGUGCUCCAUGUACGCACAUGCAGGUAAUUAUUGAGUGCCAGACAAUAACUUUGGGCCGCAACUAAUGAUUGUUCUAGACCUGGAACGAGACACACACCCACCUGGGCUCCGUUGGUCGUCUUCUCCCGAAUAUGACUGCCAAGUAUGCCCCGGUUGAGGGGGAGACAGGACGGCCUAAAGAGCUCUGGGUCAAAGGACCGAAUGUCUUUCUUGGAUAUCUGAAUAAUCCGAAGGCCAACGGUGAAUCCUUUUCUGAAGAUGGAUAUUACAAGACUGGUGAUGUGGGAUACGAGGAUGAGAGUGGCCACUUCUACAUCACCGACCGAGUGAAGGAGUUGAUCAAGUAUAAUGGUUUCCAGGUGGCACCGGCUGAACUCGAGGCCAUCGCGCUAUGGCAUCCUGCCAUCGCAGAUGUAGCUGUGACGGGGAUCAAGGACGGCCAGUCGGGGACAGAACUGCCCCGAGCAUAUGUGGUUGUGGCGCCGGGAUACGAGGGCAGCCAGAACACAGCUGAUGCUAUAUAUCAGUAUGUGAGUGAUCAGGUGAUAAAUUAUAAGCGCUUGCGUGGAGGAGUGCGUUUUGUGCCGGCUAUUCCACGAAACCCAUCCGGGAAGAUCUUGCGACGAGAACUCAAGAAGUUGGAUCGAGUGGUCAAGCUGUAGCUUCCAUGCUUCAUUGCCCACUUGUGGAUUGUAUAGCUCUAAUGUAGAGAAAUAGAGAGCAUUGUGUCCGGAGGAAUGUUCCGUAGAAAAUCAUAACUCACAACCCAUUGAGUUAUGAAUGCAGAAUGAAGGGAGCAUUAAAGAAGUGGGCGGCGAUCAUUGGACCCUAACACAUGACCCCCGCACACUCGAUAGUCACGCUAAUCCUUAUUCGGCAGUCCAAGACUCGGAUCCAUCAAGAUGGAGAACCUUAG
Messenger RNA from Aspergillus pseudotamarii, 984 nucleotides. RefSeq lists its product as uncharacterized. The record is from RefSeq and is a predicted model, not a curated record. The transcript has a single exon. Gene Ontology annotation, molecular function: CoA-ligase activity. The coding region runs from base 200 to 730 and encodes 176 amino acids. NCBI's taxonomy places the organism in Eukaryota, Fungi, Ascomycota, Eurotiomycetes, Eurotiales, Aspergillaceae. Gene Ontology annotation, biological process: secondary metabolic process.